This is a messenger RNA of Porites evermanni, 879 nucleotides long. Lineage: Eukaryota; Metazoa; Cnidaria; Anthozoa; Scleractinia; Poritidae. The record is from the annotation of a GenBank genome assembly.
AUCAAUAUCCUUUCUGCAAACUACGGUCGUUUGACUGGAGCUCAAGUCUGUGGUUGGGGACCAAUAACGAGCACUAACUGCAAAGCUAAUGGAGCACUUGCCAAAGUUCAAGCUCACUGUCAGGGACAUUCACAUUGCACAUUACGGGCAACCAACAGCGAGUUUGGUGAUCCUUGCUCUACAACUUACAAAUAUCUAGAGGUAACUAUUUUCCUUAGCCAAGCCUUUUCUUAACCUGAUUUCAAGCGGAUCUCUUUUCUUCAAUUUCACUUUGUUCCCAGGAUUCGUAUCUUUGGCAACUUCAUCGAUCUUGAAAAAGAAAAAGAAGUCGUAGCCUGAGUAGCUUGUGUGGAAGAGAGGAGCGAAAAGGGGAAACUACUGACACAAAAACGACAGGGGAGGGGUCUACCUUCCCGCCGCAUUUAUCUUAAUUUGUAUUUGCAGUGUGCACCCCUUUUUUUCUUGGCUUUCCCUGCCACUUCAGCCCUUUUUCUAUAGUGAAUUAUUAUUAAAGCGAUGUUGCCUAAUUUCAUCCAAUUUCUUCCCCUUCUCUCCCUUUGGGAAUCCCCACCUCCCAGGUACCCUUCCCUUUCCCACCCCCCGUAUCCCUCCCCUGUAUUCUCCUCGGGCUCCCCCCGUCCUCCCCCACAUCAGUGUGGAACACAAAAUUCAAAAAUGGAAAUGACAUGGGUAAAUAUCUACAUCGGACAACGGAUUUCUCUAGUUGUACAUGUUACUAUCCUUUCUCGAUUUUGAUCCCUUUUGGACUGUUGGAAUGGGUACAGUUAAUAGCUUGAUGGCAGCAAACCUUGUUUUCUUGUGUUGAUGACAUUAACUCAUGUCCGCUGAAUUCAACAGAUUCGCUACGUAUGUGAGUGA